Lagenorhynchus albirostris (white-beaked dolphin) is the source of this 14518-nucleotide messenger RNA. RefSeq names its product dynein axonemal heavy chain 11 (gene DNAH11). Gene Ontology annotation, biological process: microtubule-based movement. The record is from RefSeq and is a predicted model, not a curated record. The transcript is spliced from 83 exons. Gene Ontology annotation, molecular function: minus-end-directed microtubule motor activity; dynein light intermediate chain binding; ATP binding. NCBI's taxonomy places the organism in Eukaryota, Metazoa, Chordata, Mammalia, Artiodactyla, Delphinidae. Gene Ontology annotation, cellular component: dynein complex.
AUGGCAGCCCAGGUGGCAGCCCGGGAGGCGGGAGGCUUCCGGGAAGUCCCGACCCUUCGCCUAACCCCGGGCGCCGGCCCGGAGGCGGCGGGCCUAGUGGAGUAUGAAGAGGAGGACGAAGACGAGGAGGUGGCGGCGGCCAGGAGAGCGCGGAGUUUCGCCCAGGACGCGCGGGUGCGCUUCGUCGGCGGUCGUCUGGAGCAGAUGCUGGGGCUCCCGGAGGAGAAAUGGAGCCAGCAUUUGGAGAGCGAGGACAAGCGGCAGGUCCUGGGGGAGUUUCUGGAGAGCCCCAGCCCCGCCUGCCUUGUGUUCAGCGUCGACUCCUUGGAGCGGCUCGCGGCGUCCCAACAGAUUCCAAGAGAUGCAAAACAUAAACUUGUUUAUAUUGCCAAGAAGAGUACUGAAAACAUUGGAGUAAAUGAUUUCUCUCAAACAGUUUUAUUUGGAGAGUUACCUGCCUCAUCCCUUGGACAUGUAACUGCUUUCCUAGACGAGAUUUUAGUGCCAAUUAUUUCUAAUAAGAACAACCAUAAAUCCUGGUCCUGUUUUAUUUCACAAGACAUGGAACGUCACAUAGAAGUCAUGAAAAAUAAAAUGCAUAUUUUUAGGGGCAAAAUGUUGAGAAGAACUCUUCUACCAAUUCCCACUAUUGCAGGAAAUGUUGACCUGGAUGAGAAAUAUUCAGAGACCAAACUAGAGCCAAAUGAAAGGACAGUACUCCAUGCAAUUGAAUCAGUAGUUAUUAAAUGGUCGCAUCAAAUCCAAGAAAUUGUAGAGAAAGAUUUAGUGCGGCCUUUGCUGAAUGGUCUUCACUCAAAUCCUCAAACUGAACUGGAUUUCUGGAUGAUGAGGAGAGAGAACCUAGCAUGCAUUUAUGAUCAACUUCAGGCUCCCAUUGUCCUCAAGAUGGUUAAGGUCCUGAAAAAUAAGCAAAGCAGCUAUUUUCCAACUUUGAAGGGUAUCCUCAUGGCUGUGGAAAAUGCUCUUCUCGAAGCCCAAGACGUGGAACUUUACCUGAGACCCCUGAGGAGACACCUUCAAUGUGUUCAGGAGACGGAAUUCCCACAGACCGGUGUAUUAAUUGCCCCGUUAUUUCAUACCAUCUGUCUGAUCUGGAGUCAUUCCACGUUUUAUAAUACCCCUGUUCGGAUUAUAGUUCUAUUGCAAGAGUUUUGUAAUCUCUUCAUUGACCAGGCACUAGCUUACCUUUUGCCUGAAGACCUUUUGAGGGGAGAAAUUGAAGACUCUCUGGAAAAGGUGCAGGUGGCCGUUAACAUCUUAAAGACUUUCAAAAAUUGUUUUUUUAACUAUAGAGAAGGAUUGGCAAGCUAUUUUAUGGGAAAUAAGGAGCUGAAACCAUGGGAUUUCCAGUCUCAUCUGGUGUUUCUUAGAUUUGACAAAUUUCUCGACCGCUUCAUAAAAAUAGAGGAUAUAUUUGUCACCAUACUGGAAUUUGAAAAGCUGGAAAGACUUGAAUUUGGCGGUACCAAGGGAGCAAUUUUAAAUGGACAAAUCCACGAGAUGAGUGAAGAAUUUAUGGAACUCUGUAAGAUUUUUAAACAGAGCACAUAUGACCCAUCUGAUUACAAUAACAUGGAAUUUGAAAGUGAUUAUGUUGUGUUUAAGUCCAAAACUUUGGAUUUUGACAGAAGGCUCGGGACAAUUCUUUGUGAAGCUUUCUUUAACUGCAAUGGUCUGGAAGCUGCAUUUAAGCUUUUGACUGUAUUUGGGAAUUUCCUUGAGAAACCAGUUGUCAUGGAAAUUUUCAGCCCACUUUACAGCACACUUGUGCACAUGUUCAGUGCAGAGUUGGAUAUGUGUAAGCAAUUGUAUAAUGAACACGUGCAACAGAUUGAACAAGGAAAUGUAGUCCUUAACAAGAAUAUGCCAUUUACCUCAGGAAAUAUCAAAUGGGCUAAAGAGGUCAUGGACCGACUUCAAAUGUUUUGGUCAAACUUUGCAUCUCUCCGUGAUCUAUUCUUGGAAAGUCCUGAUCAUGCCUGGAUUUAUCAGAAGUAUACUGAAAUGACAGCUUUGCUAGACCAGUUUGAAAAUCGUAUCUAUAAUGAAUGGAAAAGUAAUGUGGAUGAAAUCUGUGAAUUCAAUUUGAAUCAACCCUUGGUUAAAUUCAGUGCCGUAAGUGGUCUUCUCAAUGUCAACUUUGACCCAAAGCUAGUGGCUGUAUUAAGAGAAGUUAAAUACCUUUUGAUGUUGAAGAAAUCAGACAUACCGGAUUCAGCCUUAGCCAUCUUCAAAAAAAGAAACACUCUUUUAAAGUCCAUUGGAAAUCUUGAACUUCUUGUGCAAGGAUAUAAUAAGCUGAAACAGACUCUUCUGGAAGUUGAAUACCCCCUGGUUGAGGAAGAGCUGAGGUCUGUGGAUGAGGAACUGCAGGCAGCCGCCACAUCACUGACAUGGCAGGAUGACUGCUGGGGGGACAUCGAGAGGAUGAAGACGGCCACCUCAGAGUUGGAGCGCAGAGUGGAGCAUGUGCAGAACAACGUCAAAGUGAUUCAGCAGACGAUACAGGCUUGGGUGGAGUGCACGCUCCUUCCCCGGAGAGAACACAGGCGGGAGACCGCCUUGACUUGGGAGGACAAGGGUGAUUUGUUUACGAAAAAAUACAUGCUAAUCCAGGAAGAUGGCUGCAAGAUACACAACUUGGUUGAGGAAAAUAGGAUGCUGUUUAGAGCCACUCCUUCUCUGGAUGCUUGGAAGAUUUAUGUAGAAUUCAUUGAUGACAUCGUGGUGGAAGGCUUUUUUCAAGCAAUAAUGCAUGACUUAGACUUCUUCCUGAUGAACACAGAGAAACAACUGAAAUCUGCACCGUUUUUUCAAGCACAGAUGAUCUUAAUGCCCCCGGAGAUUCUGUUUAAACCUUCUUUAGAAAGAGAGGCUGGGGAUGGCUUCUAUGAUCUGGUGGAAGAAAUGCUGUGCAGUAGUUUCCGAAUGUCUGCCCAGAUGAAGCGAGUAGCAGCACAUCUGGAAAUAGCAAAUUACCAGAAUGAUAUGGACAACAUGCUGGGCCUGGUGGAGGUCAGGCAGGAGAUCAUGAAGAGAGUGGCAGACGUCAUAAACAAAGUCUUGGACUUCAGAAACACCCUGGACACAUACGCUUACCUCUGGGUGGAUGACCGGACCGAGUUUAUGAAGCGCUUCCUCCUGUAUGGCCAUACUGUGUCAUCUGAGGAGACAGGGCCUCACGCAGAUGAAGACUUUCCCAGACAACCACCAACACUCGAGCAGUUCAAAGAACAGAUUAAUAUUUAUGAGGCUUUGUAUGUUCAGAUGAGCAAGUUUGAUGACUUCAGAGUGUUUGAUGGUUGGUUCAAGGUGGACGUGAAGCCUUUCAAAGUGAGCUUGCUAAACAUUAUCAGGAAAUGGAGCUGGAUGUUUCAGGAGCAUCUUUUGAGAUUUGUCAUUGACAGUCUGAAUGAGCUACAAGAGUUUAUAAAGGAGACAGAUGCUGGACUUCAGAGAGAAUUAAGUGAAGGUGAUCACGAUGGUUUAGUUGACAUUAUGGGGCAUCUUCUGGCUGUAAGAAGCCGCCAGAGAGCUACUGAUGAACUCUUUGAACCACUAAAAGAAACCAUCACACUCUUGGAAACGUAUGGCCAGAAGAUGCCUGAGCAGGUCUGUGCUCAGCUAGAGGAAUUACCUGAAAGAUGGAAAACUACCAAAAAGAUUGCAGCAACUGUCAGACAUGAAAUCUCACCUCUCCAAAAUGCAGAAGUCACUCUUAUAAGGAAAAAAUGUAUUUUGUUUGAUGAGAAGCAGGCAGAGUUCAGAGAGCGAUUCAGACUCUAUGCUCCUCUUCGUUUUAAUGCAGAAAAUCCAUAUGGAGUACUUGAUAAGGCAAAUCAAGAGCUUGAGGCGUUAGAAGAAGAACUGUUGCAGAUGCAAGAAUCUACUCAUCUUUUUGAAGUGACUCUUCCAGAGUACAAACAAAUGAAGCAGUGUCGCAGAGAGAUAACAUUGCUCAAGGGGCUCUGGGAUGUCAUUAUUUAUGUUAAGAGAAGCAUUGAUAAUUGGACUAAAACCCAGUGGAGACAGAUUAAUGUGGAACAGAUGGAUGUGGAACUCAGAAGGUUUGCCAAGGCAAGUUCCAUAACUGAAAUUUGGUCUCUCGAUAAGGAAGUCCACGUAUGGGACGCUUACUCAGGCCUGGAAGGCACAGUGAAGGACACGAUGACCUCCCUGAGGGCCAUUGCGGAGUUACAGAGCCCUGCCCUCAGAGACAGGCAUUGGCACCAGCUGAUGAAGGCCACUGGGGUCAAGUUUUCUAUAAACGAAGCCACAACUUUGGCAGAUUUGUUAGCCUUGCGGUUACACCAAAUGGAAGAGGAUGUCCGAAGCAUCGUGGACAAAGCAGUGAAAGAGCUGGGGACUGAGAAGGUUAUUACUGAAAUCAGCCAGACCUGGGCAACCAUGGAGUUCUCUUACGAAGUUCACUCUCGGACAGGCAUUCUAUUACUGAAGUUUGAUGAACAAUUGUUUGAAACUCUAGAGCACAACCAAGUUCAGUUACAGACUCUGCUUCAAAGCAAGUAUGUGGAAUAUUUCAUUGAGCAAGUCAUAAGCUGGCAAAACAAAUUAAACACAGCAGAUUCGGUCAUCUUUACUUGGAUGGAAGUACAGCGCACUUGGUCUCACCUAGAAAGCAUCUUUGUUUAUUCAGAAGAUAUUCGAAUUCAGCUUGUGAAAGAUGCUCAGAGAUUCGGCAGAGUAGAUGCUGAAUUUAAGGAGUUAAUGUUCAGGACAGCUAAAAUAAAAAAUGUUUUAGAAGCAACAUGCAGACCUAACCUCUUUGAAGAACUUAAAGAUUUACAGUACAGGCUUUCUCUUUGUGAAAAAGCUCUUGCUGAGUACCUGGAAACCAAGCGUGUGGCUUUUCCGCGCUUCUAUUUCAUCUCUUCCGCAGACUUACUUGACAUUCUCUCAAAGGGAGCUCAACCUAUGGAGGUUACACACCACCUUUCCAAACUCUUUGACAGCAUUGUAGAUCUGCAGUUUGAAGGCGAUCAGGAUGUUUCCGCGCACAGGGCCGUUGGAAUGUACAGCAAAGAAAAGGAAUACGUCCCAUUCCCAGCUGAGUGUGAAUGCAUAGGCCACGUGGAAACGUGGCUUCUGCAGCUGGAACAGACCAUGAAAGAGACAGUGCGACGUUCUAUCACAGAAGCCAUCGCAGCCUAUGAGGACAAACCCAGGGAACUGUGGAUUUUUGAUUUCCCGGCUCAGGUCGCACUAACUAGCUCACAAAUCUGGUGGACUACAGAUGUAGGAAUAGCCUUCAGUAGGCUAGAGGAAGGCUACGAAACGGCCCUAAAGGAUUUCCAUAAAAAACAGAUUUCUCAGUUGAAUACACUGAUUGCACUUCUGCUGGGAGAACUUCUACCUGGAGACAGGCAGAAGAUCAUGACAAUUUGUACCAUAGAUGUCCAUGCCAGAGACGUGGUGGCAAAACUUAUUUCUCAGAAGGUCGUCACUCCCCACGCUUUUGCUUGGCACUCUCAACUUCGUCAUCGGUGGGAGGACACCCAGAAACAUUGCCUCGUUAAUAUUUGUGAUGCCCAGUUGCAGUACUUCUAUGAGUAUUUAGGAAACAGCCCUCGACUAGUGAUCACUCCUCUAACUGACAGGUGUUACAUUACUUUAACUCAGUCACUUCAUCUCACCAUGAGUGGGGCUCCCGCUGGCCCGGCUGGUACAGGGAAAACAGAAACCACCAAAGAUCUUGGCCGUGCCCUGGGCAUGGUGGUUUAUGUAUUCAACUGUUCUGAGCAAAUGGACUACAAAUCCAUAGGAAAUAUCUAUAAGGGAUUGGUGCAGACAGGAGCUUGGGGCUGCUUUGACGAGUUCAAUCGAAUUUCUGUGGAAGUUCUCUCCGUGGUGGCAGUACAAGUGAAGAUGAUACACGAUGCCAUCAGAAACAGGAAGAAGAGAUUUGUAUUUCUUGGGGAAGCUAUCACACUGAAGCCAUCAGUUGGAAUAUUUAUUACUAUGAACCCAGGAUAUGCUGGUCGAACCGAAUUACCGGAAAAUCUCAAAGCUCUUUUCAGACCCUGUGCCAUGGUGGCCCCUGACAUCGAGCUAAUCUGUGAAAUCCUGUUAGUUGCUGAAGGUUUUGUGGAUGCACGCUCACUAGCCCGCAAGUUUAUUACAUUGUACACGCUCUGCAAGGAGCUCCUGUCCAAGGAGGAUCAUUAUGAUUGGGGACUUCGUGCUAUUAAAUCUGUCUUGGUUGUAGCUGGCUCCCUGAAACGAGGAGAUAAAAAUAGACCUGAAGAUCAGGUACUCAUGAGAGCAUUAAGGGACUUCAAUAUGCCUAAAAUAGUGACUGAUGACAUCCCUGUGUUUUUGGGCCUGGUUGGUGACCUGUUUCCAGCCCUGGAUGUGCCCCGGAGGAGAGUGCCCCACUUUGAGCAGAUGGUCAGGCAGUCCACCGUGGAGCUCCGCCUGCAGCCCGAGGAGAGCUUCAUCCUCAAAGUUGUCCAGCUUGAGGAGCUGUUGGCCUUGCGACACUCGGUCUUUGUCGUUGGAAACGCAGGCACAGGAAAGAGCAAGAUUUUGAGAACACUGAACCGAACAUAUGUUAACAUGAAACAGAAACCCAUUUGGAAUGACUUAAACCCCAAAGCUGUGACAACAGAUGAACUCUUUGGUUUCAUACAUCAUGCUACCCGAGAAUGGAAAGAUGGUCUGUUCUCAUCCAUUCUGCGAGAACAAGCAAAUCUUAGGCAUGAUGGACCAAAAUGGAUAGUGCUGGAUGGCGAUAUUGAUCCCAUGUGGAUUGAAUCACUAAAUACUGUCAUGGACGAUAACAAGGUGCUGACCUUGGCCAGCAAUGAACGCAUAGCUCUCACUCCCUCUAUGAGGCUGCUGUUCGAGGUUCAUCACUUAAGGACAGCAACCCCAGCUACUGUUUCCAGAGCUGGUAUUCUAUACGUGAACCCACAAGAUUUAGGCUGGAAUCCGUAUGUGGCCAGUUGGAUAGACAGAAGGCAGCAUCAGUCAGAAAAGGCCAAUUUAACGAUUCUUUUUGAUAAAUACAUUCCUGCGUGCUUGGAUAAGCUGAGAAGAAGCUUUAAAACCAUCACUUCAAUUCCAGAGAGCAGCCUGGUGCAGACUCUUUGCACUCUUUUGGAAUGUUUGUUGACUCCUGAAAAUGUACCUUCUGACAGCCCGAAGGAAGUUUAUGAGGUCUAUUUUGUCUUUGCUUGUAUCUGGGCAUUUGGAGGCAUUCUACUACAAGAUCAGGUUUCUGGUUGUCAAGCUGAAUUCAGUCAGUGGUGGCAUAAAGAGAUGAAAGCAGUGAAGUUUCCAUCCCAGGGAACAAUUUUUGAUUAUUAUCUGGACCACAAAACUAAGAAAUUCUUGCCUUGGGCUGAUAAAAUCCCCCAAUUUACUAUGGAUCCAGAGGCACCUCUGCAGAGAGUUCUGGUUCACACAUCAGAGACAGCUCGUCUUCAAUAUUUCAUAGAGUUGCUGCUUGAGAAAGGACAGCCGCUGAUGCUGGUAGGAAACGCUGGAGUGGGAAAAACAGUCUUUGUAGGUGACAUACUAGCAGGUCUCUCCGAGGCUUAUGUAGUGUCCCAUGUGCCUUUCAACUACUACACAACAUCGGCAGCUCUGCAGAGAAUUCUUGAGAAACCUCUAGAGAAAAAAGCUGGUCGUAACUAUGGUCCAGGAGGAAAUAAAAAAUUGGUUUAUUUUAUCGACGACAUGAAUAUGCCUGCAGUGGACUUAUAUGGCACUGUUCAGCCCCACACUCUGAUUCGACAGCAUAUUGAUUAUGGUCACUGGUAUGAUAGACAGAAAGUGAUGCUUAAAGAAAUCCACAGCUGUCAGUAUGUUGCCUGCAUGAAUCCGAUGGUGGGCAGUUUCACUGUCAAUCCUAGACUACAGAGACAUUUCACAGUGUUUGCAUUCAACUUUCCAUCCAUGGAUGCACUAAACACCAUCUACAGCCAAAUCCUGAAUUUCCAUUUCCAGCAGCAAGCAUUUGGUCCGUCAGUUCUCAGGAGUGGCCCCACUUUGAUACAGGCAGCAAUCGCAUUCCAUCAGACCAUGACACACAACUUUUUACCCACAGCCAUUAAAUUCCACUACCUCUUUAAUCUGAGAGACCUGUCAAACGUCUUCCAGGGGAUUUUAUUUGCUUCUCCUGAGUGUUUAAAGGGUCCAAAUGAUUUAAUACGCCUGUGGCUUCAUGAAUCUUCUCGUGUUUAUGGAGACAAACUGAUAGACACAAAGGAUCGUAAUUUGUUUCAUAAAAAUAUGCUGGAAACUGCUAGUAAAUAUUUGGAAGGUGUAGACAGCUCCGUGCUGCUUCAACAGCCCCUCAUCUACUGCCAUUUUGCUAAUGGCAGCAAAGACCCGUGUUACCUGCCGAUGAGAGACUGGGAGGUGCUGAGGACAUUUCUGACCGAAGCCUUAGAUAACUACAACGAACUCAAUGCCGCCAUGCACCUUGUUUUAUUUGAAGACGCCAUGCAACAUGUGUGUCGCAUCAGCCGGAUCCUGCGGGCUCCUCGGGGUUACGCGCUCUUGAUUGGAGUGGGGGGCAGUGGCAAGCAGAGCCUGUCCCGCCUGGCGGCCCACGUUUGCAGCCUCGAGGUCUUCCAGAUCACUCUGACCGAAGGCUUUGGAAUCCAAGAACUUCGGGUAGAUCUUGCCAAUUUGUACGUCAGAACCGGAGCCAAGAACAUGCCCACUGCGUUCCUGCUGACAGAUGCACAGGUUCUAGAUGAGAGCUUUCUCGUGCUGAUUAAUGACUUGCUGGCAUCAGGGGAAGUCCCUGAUCUGUUCAGUGAUGAAGAUGUAGACAAGAUAAUUUCUGGAAUUCGUAGUGAAGUUCAUGGUCUGGGCAUGGUGGACUCCAGAGAAAAUUGUUGGAAGUUCUUUUUGGACCGGGUGCGACUACAGCUGAAAAUCAUUUUGUGUUUCUCUCCGGUUGGUCACACGCUGAGAAGUAGAGCUCGGAAGUUCCCAGCCCUGGUUAACUGCACGGCUGUUGACUGGUUCCAUGCUUGGCCCCAGGAGGCUCUGGUCACAGUCAGCAGGAGGUUCAUUGAGGAAACCAAGGGAAUUGAGGCGUUGGUUUUAAUUCAAAUUUUGCCGUCAUUUUCAACUGCGGGGACAUGCUGGGAAUUUGCGUGAAGACCCCUGGAUAAAGAUUCUAUUAGCCUCUUCAUGGCACACGUUCACACUAGCGUAAACGAAAUGAGUACCAGGUAUUACCAGAAUGAGAGAAGACACAACUAUACCACCCCAAAGAGUUUUCUGGAACAAAUAUCACUGUUUAAAAACCUGUUGAAGAAGAAACAAAACGAGAUAUCCCAGAAGAAAGAGCACUUGGUGAAUGGCAUCCGGAAGCUACAAACCACAGCCUCUCAGGUAGGGGAUCUGAAAGCCAGACUUGCCUCUCAAGAAGCUGAGUUACAACUGAGAAAUCACGAUGCUGAAGCUCUGAUCACGAAGAUCGGGCUUCAGACGGAGAAAGUGAGCCGGGAAAAGGCCAUCGCGGAUACCGAAGAGAGAAAGGUGACAGCUAUUCAGACUGAAGUGUCCCAGAAACAGAAGGAGUGUGAGGCCGACUUACUUAAGGCUGAGCCCGCUCUGGUGGCCGCGACAGCUGCUCUCAAUACACUCAACAGGGUCAAUCUCACUGAGCUGAAAGCCUUUCCCAACCCUCCAAAUGCAGUUACCAACGUUACUGCAGCCGUGAUGGUCCUUCUGGCUCCCCGGGGCAGAGUGCCAAAAGACCGGAGUUGGAAGGCAGCUAAAGUCUUCAUGGGAAAGGUGGAUGAUUUUUUGCAAGCGUUAAUUAACUAUGACAAAGAGCACAUUCCAGAGAACUGUCUAAAAGUGGUGAAUGAACAGUAUUUGAAAGACCCGGAGUUCAACCCAAACCUGAUUCGGACCAAAUCUUCUGCAGCAGCUGGUCUCUGUGCCUGGGUCAUCAACAUCAUUAAGUUCUAUGAGGUCUACUGUGAUGUGGAGCCCAGACGGCAAGCGUUAGCCCAAGCAAACUUAGAACUGGCUGCAGCUACUGAAAAACUAGAGGCUAUCAGGAAAAAGCUGGCGGAUUUGGAUCGAAAUCUGAGCAGACUCACAGCUUCAUUUGAAAAAGCAAUAGCCAAGAAAGUCCGGUGUCAAGAAGAGGUGAACCAAACCAACAAAACUAUCGAACUGGCUAACAGACUUGUCAAGGAACUUGAGUCAGAGAAGAUUCGCUGGGGUCAGUCUGUUCAGUCCUUCGAAGCUCAGGAGAAGACGCUCUGUGGAGAUGUUCUCCUUAUGGCGGCAUAUGUGUCUUACGUUGGAUCCUUUACACAGCAGUAUCGCCAGGAACUGGUAGACUGCAAGUGGGUUCCCUUUCUUCGACAGAAGGUCUCCAUCCCAAUAACUGAAGGCCUGGGCAUGAUUGCCUUGUUGACGGAUGAUGCCACAGUUGCCACCUGGAAUAAUGAAGGACUGCCCAGUGACAGAAUGUCCACGGAGAACGCUGCUAUCCUAACACACUGCGAGCGCUGGCCCCUGCUGAUAGAUCCCCAGCAGCAGGGAAUUAAGUGGAUCAAGAACAAGUACGGAACUGACCUGAAAAUCACACAUGUGGGCCGGAAAGGGUUUUUGAAUGACAUUGAAACCGCUUUGGCCUUUGGAGAUGUCAUCUUACUUGAAAACCUUGAGGAAACGAUAGAUCCAGUCCUUGAUCCAUUGCUUGGCAGGAACACAAUUAAAAGAGGAAAGUACAUCAAGAUUGGGGAUAAAGAGUGUGAAUUUAACCACAGCUUUCGUCUUAUCCUUCACACAAAACUGGCAAAUCCUCACUAUAAGCCAGAAUUGCAAGCUCAGACAACCCUCCUCAAUUUCACAGUCACAGAAGAUGGUCUGGAAGCCCAGUUGCUGGCAGAGGUUGUCAGUAUUGAAAGGCCAGAUUUGGAGAAACUUAAGUUGGUUUUGACAAAGCACCAAAAUGACUUUAAGAUAGAGCUGAAGUAUCUGGAGGACGACCUCCUUCUGCGUCUCUCUGAGGCAGAGGGGAGCUUUCUAGAUGACACCAAACUGGUGGAGAGCCUGGAGAGAGCAAAGGCCACCGCGGCAGAGGUAGAGUGCAAGGUGAUUGAAGCUAAAGAAAAUGAAAGAAAAAUCAACGAGGCCCGACAGUGUUACAGACCAGUGGCAGCAAGAGCAUCUCUGCUUUAUUUUGUUAUUAAUGACCUCAGAAAAAUCAACCCCAUCUAUCAAUUCUCUUUGAAGGCUUUCAACAUGCUGUUCCACAGAGCCAUCGAGCAGGCUGACAAGGUAGAGGACACGCCGGGACGCAUCUCAGUCCUGACCGAGAGCAUCACCCACGCCGUCUUCCUCUACACCAGCCAGGCGCUGUUUGAGAAGGACAAACUCACCUUCCUGUCCCAGAUGGCUUUUCAGAUUUUGCUGAGAAAGAAAGAGAUAGAUCCUCUUGAAUUGGAUUUCCUGCUUCGGUUCACAGUUGAAUACGCUUACAUGAGUCCUGUUGACUUCCUAACUAAUCAGUCAUGGAGCGCUAUUAAGGCAGUAGCCCUCAUGGAAGAGUUCCAAGGCCUAGACCGAGAUGUGGAAGGAUCAGCGAAGCAGUGGAGGAAGUGGGCAGAAUCCGAGUGUCCAGAAAAAGAAAAGUUACCACAAGAGUGGAAGAAGAAAAGUUUAAUACAGAAGCUGAUUAUUUUGAGAGCAGUGCGCCCUGACAGAAUGACACAUGCUCUCAGGAAUUUCGUGGAGGAAAAACUGGGUACGAAGUAUGUGGAGAGAACCAGAUUGGACUUAGUUAAAGCAUUUGAAGAAAGCAGCCCAGCCACCCCAGUAUUCUUCAUCCUCUCCCCAGGGGUAGAUGCCCUUAAAGACCUAGAGAUCCUCGGCAAAAGACUUGGGUUUACAACUGACUCGGGAAAAUUCCACAAUGUGUCUUUAGGACAAGGUCAGGAGAUGGUGGCAGAAAUGGCCCUGGAGAAAGCUUCCCGAGGAGGACACUGGGUCAUACUCCAAAAUGUCCAUUUGGUAGCCAAGUGGCUCGGAACCUUGGAGAAACUCCUUGAAAGAUUCAGCCAGGGAAGCCACAGAGAUUACAGGGUUUUCAUGAGUGCUGCAUCUGCACCUACACCAAAUGAACAUGUCAUCCCUCCAGGACUCCUGGAAAAUUCCAUCAAGAUUACUAAUGAGCCCCCCACAGGAAUGCUGGCCAAUUUGCAUGCUGCACUCGACAACUUUGAUCAGGAUACACUUGAAGUGUGCUCCAAGGGGCAGGAGUUUAAAAGCAUUCUCUUCUCUCUGUGCUACUUCCAUGCCUGUGUUGCUGGGAGACUGAGGUUUGGCCCCCAGGGCUGGAGCCGCUGCUAUCCGUUCAAUUCUGGAGACCUCACCAUCUGCGCCAACGUCCUCUGCAACUACUUAGAGGCAAACCCUAACGUCCCGUGGGAAGACCUCCGUUACCUCUUUGGUGAGAUCAUGUACGGGGGCCACAUCACAGAUGACUGGGAUCGCAAACUGUGUCGGGUGUAUUUAGAAGAAUUCAUGAAUCCCUCUCUGGUUGAUGGUGAACUGAUGCUGGCACCAGGAUUUGCUGCCCCACCCAAUCUGGAUUAUUCAGGCUACCACCAGUAUAUAGAAGAGAUGCUUCCUCCGGAAAGCCCAGCACUGUAUGGCCUCCACCCAGAUGCUGAAAUAGAAUUCCUGACAGUCACAUCCAACACUCUCUUCAGAGCUUUGCUGGAGAUGCAGCCCAGGAAUGCACUCAGCGGUGAAGAGCUGGGACAGUCCACAGAAGACAAGGUUAAGAAUGUCUUGGAUGACAUUUUGGAGAAACUUCCAGAAGAGUUCAACAUGGCAGAGAUAAUGCACAAAAACCCAGACAGAAGCCCCUAUGUCCUUGUCUGCUUCCAAGAAUGUGAGAGGAUGAAUAUUCUCCUUCGGGAAAUCCGGGUGUCACUUCAACAAUUAGACCUUGGAUUGAAGGGGGAGCUGACGCUGUGUCCUGGCAUGGAAGCCCAGCAGUCUGCGCUGAGUCACGAUGCAGUACCAGAAAGCUGGAGCAAACUGGCGUACCCGUCUACUUACGGCCUGGCCCUGUGGUUUAAUGACCUCCUCUUGCGAUGUCGGGAACUGGAUACCUGGACACAAGAUCUCGCCCUUCCGGCUGUGGUGUGGCUUUCUGGCUUCUUCAACCCUCAGUCCUUCUUAACCGCAAUCAUGCAGACCACGGCUCGAAGAAACGAGUGGCCACUGGAUAAAAUGUGCUUGACUGUUGAGGUUACCAAAAAAAUGAAGGAGGAUUAUGGGCACCCCCCCAGGGAAGGCGCAUACCUCCACGGGCUCCUCAUGGAAGGUGCCAGAUGGGACAGCCAGUCAGGAGCCAUCGUGGACGCCUACCUCAAGGAGUUAAGGUCUGCAAUGCCAGUCAUCUUUGCAAAAGCCAUACCCGCGGACAGACAGGAAACCCGACACACCUACGAGUGCCCUGUGUACAAAACCAAAACGAGGGGCCCCAACCGUGUCUGGACCUUCAGGUUGAAGAGCAAAGAAAAGGCGGCCAAAUGGGUCCUGGCAGGCGUGGCCCUCCUGCUGGAGGCGUAACAACGGCCCUUGCAGAGGGGCUUCUAUUCCUCCCGCCGGAGCACCGCGGAGACGUCCUUGUUCCCGCACGGUCGUUUAUCCUACUGAGAGGCAUAAAACAGAGUCCAGCUUAUGUACCUUUUAAGUAACUAACUUAGCAUUCGUUGUUUUUAAACAAACACCAUCUCUGAAAAGUAGAGAAGGGGGACAAAAAGAAGCAAAUGUAGAAGAAAAAAAGAUGGGAACCCUACUGAAAAUGUUCAUUUUGAGCUCUCCCCAGCCUUCCUGCAACACAAAAAAAGAGUAUAGAUCACAUUUUCAUCAACGUUCCACUGAACCUCCAAAACAAUAUGGUUGGAAGUCUCCUCCCGGUCCAUACACGCGGGAGCCUAGUUCUUGUAGAUAAACAAAAAGUAUUAGCCUUUAUAUUCUCUUAAAAUAUAGAAGCCACUGGCCCCAGGCAGCUGCUCCUCCUGGCCAGCAGCCCUCCAGUGUCCAGAAUGUGACUGACAGUCCACUUUUUGUUCAAGUGUUAACAAAAAUAAAACUCAAGAUCUACAGGUAAUUGCACCUUGUAAUUUAGGGGAACAUUUUCAAUAUAAAUUUCCAAUGACCCAGAGCAGCUUAAACUAUGGUCACUUGUGAUAAGGUAAACUUAAAGGGGACGUAACCCGUCACAAGCUGGCCUCCAGGGACUGGUUUGGGAGGUAAAAGAUCAAGGCAACAAAGGCAAGAGCUGCUUACACAAUGUUUUCUCUGGGGUAACUCUACCCCCCCCCCAUCUAAACUAUGUUUUUUAAAUCAGCUGCAGAUGCUUUUAACAAUUCAAUCUAUAAACAGGCCUGCGUAUACAUGUAUGUCGAUUCCUCUCUCGUCUUCCUGAGAAAUCUUUUGAAGUAUAUAAACAAACAAUCUUUAAAAAAAAAUA